This is a messenger RNA of Paramecium octaurelia, 1003 nucleotides long. The record is from the annotation of a GenBank genome assembly. Lineage: Eukaryota; Ciliophora; Oligohymenophorea; Peniculida; Parameciidae.
AUGUUUAAAUUAAUAAUAAUUUGCUUAUUCGUUUUAAUACAAAUUAAAUGUUAAGAUGGAGAUGGAAUGGAUGAAGCAAAAAAGUUAUAUUAAGAAUUACACGGAGAUAUAGAGUUAGAAGAAAAUUCAAAUGAAAAUAAUUAAGAAUAAGAAGAUGACACGGAAUGUGAGGCAACAAAAUAAGAUGAAUAAAUCUAUAUGGCAAAAUAAUUAUCAAAAGUAGUUUUAGAAGAAUAAAUAGAAAAAAUCACUAAAAGACUUUCAGAUAUUAAUGUUUAAAUAGAAUCUUUGAAAUAUAAUAUGCCAACUAAUGAAAAAACUGAUGAAUGUUUAGAAUUUAAAGAUUGCGCUGCAUGUACUAAAAAUGCUAAAUGUGGUUGGUGCAGUAUGGAAGAAAAAUGUGUAGCAGGUGAUAAUAUAGCUCCAUUUUAUACAAUGUGCAAUUUUUAUAAUUAUUUAUAUUGUGCUGGAGAAUGUGCUAGAUAUGUUGAUUGCGAUGUAUUUAUAUUUUUAAGGAAAGUCAUGUGUAAAAGAUACAGCUUGUGGAUGGUGUGAAGAUUAACCGCACAUAAUUAUUAGUUGUGUCUAACUAGAUGGAGAUGGCAUAUAAUGUCCAUAGAACUAUUUGAUUGGAGAUGGAGCUGAUAAAUGUCCAAAACGACAAUUAAUUGUGCUAAAAACUGUAAAUAAUAAAAAAAGAAAAGAAACUAAAGCAGAAGAACCCAAUAAUAAAAACUCAGAAAGAGGAUGGGAAGAUAAUUAUGGUAAUUUUAAUAAUAACUGAUUUAUAGUAAUGGUUAGACAAGGAAGGUAUAAGGAAAGAAUGAAUGCUCUGAAGGAGAAUGCUAGUCCAUCAGGAGCAGCUGUUGGAACCAAUGAAUUAGAUCGAUUAUAUGAUGAGAGAGCGACUUUGGAGAAGAAACUCAAUUCUUAUUAGAAAUAAUAUAAAAAACUAGUAGGAGAAGGAGGAGAGGACGGAUAGGAUGAAAAUGCAGAUGAAUGA